AUGGCCUCCAGUGCACAUAAUUGGCAGAAUGAGAGAAGUAAAUCAAGAGUGGCAUCAGUCAAUGACAUGGACACUAUUGCUAAUUUGACAACCCAGAUUUCAGCUCUCACUACCCAGGUUGCUUUUUGCGAGUUGUGUUCAGGACCACAUUCGACUCUUGAAUGCAUGUCUGGAAAUCCCUCGGCUUCACCCAAUGGAGAGCAAGUGAACUUUGUCAACAACUUCCAACGGAGUAAUCAAGGGCCUUAUUCGAACACUUACAAUCCCGGGUGGCGUAAUCAUCCUAAUUUCUCAUGGAGGAAUGAGAAUAAUGCACUUAAACCGCCACCUGGAUUCCAAAAGCAAGGCCCUGCUCAGAAUGCUCCACCUCAGCAAAGUCAGUCGAGAAUGGAAGAGCUCAUGUUGAGCUAUAUGCAAAAGACUGACACCAUGCUACAGAAUCAACAAGCCACUAUUCGAAACCUAGAGGGUCAGAUUAGUCAGAUUUCUCAGCAAUUGAGUAAUAGACCAUCAGGGUCUUUACCCAGCAACACUGAAGAGAACCCCAAGGGUGUCAAUGCUAUAAUGCUGAGGAGUGGCAAGGAAUUGGAAACAGUCAAUAGAAAAGCUCAAACUCAGGAGGAGAGUUCGGAGAAAGACAAAGGUAAGCAAAAGGUGGAGGAACCAAGGCAGAAGUCACUAGGGGUGAAACCGUAUGUUCCUCCUAUCCCUUUUCCAGGAAGAUUGAAGCAACAACAGUUGGACGCCCAAUUUGCUAAAUUCCUAGAUGUCUUUAAAAAGCUGCAAAUCAACAUUCCAUUUGCAGAAGCACUCCAGCAGAUGCCUUCAUAUGCUAGAUUCAUGAAGGAUCUGCUCACUAAAAAGAGGAAGUUUGAUGGGAGUGAGCCUGUGAUGCUUACAGGAGAGAAACUUGGACUUGGAGAAUGCAAGAAAACUCAUAUUACCUUGCAACUUGCUGACAGGAGUAUCAAAUAUCCAAAGGGUAUUGUCGAGAAUGUCCUGGUGAAGGUAGACAAAUUCAUAUUUCCAGUCGACUUCAUAGUCUUGGAGAUGGAGGAGGACAGAGAGGUGCCCAUGAUCCUUGGCAGACCGUUCCUUGCGACAGGUAAAGCAUUAAUAGAUGUGGAACAAGGUAAGCUCACUUAA
This is a messenger RNA of Punica granatum (pomegranate), 1146 nucleotides long. NCBI's taxonomy places the organism in Eukaryota, Viridiplantae, Streptophyta, Magnoliopsida, Myrtales, Lythraceae. The record is from RefSeq and is a predicted model, not a curated record.